Messenger RNA from Camellia sinensis, 1945 nucleotides. The record is from RefSeq and is a predicted model, not a curated record. Lineage: Eukaryota; Viridiplantae; Streptophyta; Magnoliopsida; Ericales; Theaceae.
CAUCACAAAAGUGUGAUGAAGAAGAUGCUGAAAUUCAGCAAUGGAGUCUCAGUCCAAAUGACACUGUCACUUUCUCUCUCUACAAUCCUCCUCCUCAUGAUGUGUGGCGGCGCUCGAGCUUGGACUGGUGAAAUCCAUGGCAGAGUCGUUUGUGACGUCUGUGGGGACUCUUCUAUUGGCCCUCAAGAUCACGCUUUAGAAGGUGCUGAGGUGGCUGUUCUUUGCAUAACAAAAUCUGGCGAAGUUCUAAAUUAUCAGGCAUUCACAAACUCUAAAGGGAUCUACACAGUGGCGGAGACGAUGCCAGAAAGUGACCGUUGGGAUGCAUGCCUGGCAAGACCUAUCAGCAGCUUCCACGAACACUGCGUUCAUCUGGGAGACGGCAAUUCCGGUGUGAAGUUUGGUUACAAUCACCCAUCGGAGAAGCAAGCAGAAGAAGAAGAAAACCCUAACAACCACGCUGAUCUGAUCAACACAUUCUGCGAGAUCGCUUCUGCGUCUCGAGAAGAAGCCCUUUUCUUCUUGGAAAGUCACAACUUCAACCUCGACGCCACCGCCUUUAUCCACUCAAGGUCCUCGCCUCCCCGUUUAUACAGUCAAUUCGAGGGAGGAAUGGCCGCGGCCCAGCUGUACGUUGCGAUUCUGCUACUUUUGGGGUUCAUCUCCACGUCUCAACUACAGGCUGUCGCAGUUGAACCGAUUUCCCAUCUAAAAUUGAACUCUAAGAUUCUUCAGGAGUCAAUUAUUAACCUGGUAAAUGGAAACCCCAGAGCUGGAUGGAAAGCUGAUAUGAGUCCUCGAUUCUCUAAUUACACUGUUGGCCAAUUUAAGCACCUUCUUGGAGUCAAACCAACACCACAGCAUGAUUUGAAGAAUGUUCCUGUUAUCACUCAUUCAAAAACAGUGAAGUUGCCGGAUCAAUUUGAUGCCAGAACAGCAUGGCCUCAAUGUAGCAGCAUUGGAAAAAUUCUUGAUCAGGGUCAUUGUGGUUCUUGUUGGGCUUUUGGUGCUGUUGAGUCACUAUCUGAUCGUUUUUGUAUCCAUUUUGGCAUGAAUAUUUCUCUAUCUGUUAAUGAUCUCUUAGCAUGCUGUGGCUUUUUGUGCGGUGAUGGUUGUGAUGGUGGUUAUCCUCUUUAUGCAUGGCGAUACUUUGUCCACCAUGGUGUCGUCACUGAAGAGUGUGACCCAUAUUUUGAUAAUACUGGAUGUUCACAUCCGGGUUGUGAACCUGCGUAUGCUACACCAAAGUGUAAGAGGAAGUGCGUAAACAAGAACCUGCUCUGGAGGCAAUCAAAACAUUUCAGUGUCAGUGCAUACAGAAUCCACUCAGAUCCCAACAAUAUCAUGGCAGAAGUUUAUAAGAAUGGACCAGUUGAGGUCUCUUUCACUGUCUAUGAGGAUUUUGCUCAUUACAAGUCAGGUGUUUACAAGCACAUGACAGGUGAUGUCUUGGGUGGUCAUGCUGUAAAGCUAAUUGGAUGGGGAACUACUGAGGAUGGGGAGGAUUAUUGGCUUCUUGCAAAUCAGUGGAAUAGAAGCUGGGGUGAUGAUGGAUACUUCAAGAUCAAAAGAGGAACAAAUGAAUGUGGCAUUGAAGAGGAUGUGACUGGUGGCUUGCCUUCAUCCAAAAACUUGAUUAAAGAGUUCGCUAAUAUGGAUGCUACUCUUGAUGUGUCAGUUUGACAGUUGAUUAUUCUAUGGAGAGAGUGUUAUCCAUAAGCUGUGGAAUUUGAUCUAAUAUGCGUGUGUGUGUGUGUGUGUGUUGUGUUUAAGAUGAAACAAAGGCAGAUGUGAUCCUUGUUAUUUGUUUGUAUGUGUGAACAAAUGAUAUGCUGGUUUGUGAAAAAUAAAAGAAAAAUCAAUGACAAUUUAUAGCCAUAUUGUACUGACGCUGGAUAAUGGCCUUGUUAAUUUAUAGCCACGUUCUUCCUUUUUAAUGUGCAUA